AGCUAGCGGGUCCCUGAAGUCCCGGUUACCCCCGGUGGCAGCUGCGUCCCUGCAUCUGUGGCAAGGGACGGAGGGGUCGGUCUGUGCCCAUCUCAGUGGUCAGCGAGUCUCUCCUCAGUCUGCGGCUCCGUGUCGCUGGGUCCCUGUCUCUCUCUCUCUGUCUUUGUCUCUCAUUUCCCGUCUCAGCCUCCGUCUUGUCCUGUGUCCCUGUUGCGCUCCCCGGGGUUCUGGGGUUUCCCCCACGGCUGCAGCCGGAAGGAAGGAAGGGCUGCCGACCAGCCCCGCGUGCUGGGAAAGGCCAGAGGUCCCCACUUCUCCCUUUCCCAGCCUCCUCUCCCCGCCCCCACCCGAGACCUUCCGCGACCUUCCACGCCGAGGUGGCCGGGACAGGGGGCCGGGGGCUGCCGCCUUGCUCAUCUCUCAGGUCCCAGGAACCCGGCCACUCCUGGAAGCCCAGCCGGCCACAGCCAUGACCCUGGGGCUUCUCCUGGCCCUCGCCCUCUGGGCCAGGUGCCCGCCCUGCCGUGGAAGGGAAGCCACUCCCACUCUGCCCAGGGUGCAGUGUCGAGCCUCCCGAUACCCGCUAGCGGUGGACUGCUCCUGGACCCUGCAGCCAGCUCCCAACACCACCAGGCCCGUGCCCUUCAUUGCCACCUACAGGCUUGGCGUGGCUGCCCAGGGAGAGAGCCGGCCCUGCCUCCAGCCGACACCCGAGGCCACCAACUGCGCCAUCCCGGACAUCCAGCUGUUCUCCAUGGUGCCCUAUGUGCUCAAUGUCACAGCCGUCCACCCCUGGGGUGCCAGCAGCAGCUUCCUGCCCUUCGUGGCCGAGCACAUCAUCAAGCCUGACCCUCCGGAAGGCGUGCGCCUGAACCCCCUCCCCGGGCAGCAGCUGCAGGUGCAGUGGGAGCCUCCCCGGUCCUGGCCCUUCCCGGAGAUCUUCUCGCUCAAAUACCGGAUCCGCUACAAGCGGCACGGGGCCGCCCGCUUCCGUCAGGUGGGGCCCAUUGAAGCCACGUCCUUCACCCUCAGGGCUGUGCGGCCGCGGGCCAGGUACUGCGUGCAGGUGGCUGCGGAGGACCUCACUGACUACGGGGAGUCGAGCGACUGGAGCCUCCCUGCGACCACUCUCGUGAUGCCGCGCAACUAGUGGGGAUUUCCAGUGUCCCUAAGGAGGGGCUGGGUCCUUGACACCCCCCACACCUGCUGCCAGGCAUUUGAGGAUGGACGGGACCCACCUGGCUGGGGUCCGAGUCGUGGCUUUGCUGCUGCCAAGCUGCUGGGCAACAUCAGGCAACUGACUUUGCCCCUUUGAGCCUCAGUUUCCAAAUCUGUGAAAUGGGGAUGUGCUCUCCCUUUAAACUGUGGAUGUGAGAUAUUUUUUAUUUAAGAAAAGAAGCUUGGAAUUUUAAUUAGAAAAUACUCAUUGUUGGCUGGGUGCGGUGGU
Lemur catta (Ring-tailed lemur) is the source of this 1447-nucleotide messenger RNA. It is a transcript of the gene EBI3, whose product is annotated as Epstein-Barr virus induced 3. NCBI's taxonomy places the organism in Eukaryota, Metazoa, Chordata, Mammalia, Primates, Lemuridae. The record is from RefSeq and is a predicted model, not a curated record. The transcript has 6 exons. Gene Ontology annotation, biological process: cytokine-mediated signaling pathway. The coding region runs from base 470 to 1150 and encodes 226 amino acids. Gene Ontology annotation, cellular component: signaling receptor complex; external side of plasma membrane; membrane. Gene Ontology annotation, molecular function: cytokine receptor activity; cytokine binding.